GAUUUUCGUUGCGGUUGCUGAGUAAAAUUUAAAAGUGAAGGCGCUAUCAUUUAUGCAACGCUUCGAAGGUACUUUGUUGCACCGUCGUGGCAACUUGAGUUCAAGGAACUACCCGCACACCGUGCACUCUAGUACUUUACAUAGACCUAUUAGUGUUGCUAUAACCAACUUGUGCUCGCAGAAAUUUGUGGUGGUUUUGGCGAUAAUAUGCAUAUUGUCUGUGGUUCUUAUCAAGUCCCAGGUUCUGAGCGAAGUAGAAAGCAGCGAGAUGAUGACAAGGAACAAACUGGAACCCUUUCCUUGGAGUGUUGACAGACAGCUUUCUUCCCCGAAAGGCGCGACAGUAACAAGUGGCGCGAAUGGUUUGGCAGGUCCUUCACAAAGUGCUAUUUCUCCAAGUGACGGAAGUACGAAUCAGGGUUCUGGGAGCAACUCUAAAACAUCUUCCUUUACAAGUAGUACUUCUUCAUCGCAAGGUAAGCACUAUUUCUCGUUUGGUUUGAGGAGAGGGAGUAUGAGCGUAGAAAGUAUUCAACAAUCCGAUCCGACCAAUAAUAACGAUAAUAACAACAAUAAUAAUAACGCCCUAUUCUCUUCUUCAGCGUCAUCAUUAAGCGCUUCUAAUAGUUUUGGAACGACUUCGACUUCUUCGUCUCCUCCGAGUCAGUUGGUGUCGCAUACUCCACUGACUAGUUCGACUUUGCCGACUGUUAGCACUACUGCUUCUCUGCCUCAGACCUCUCCGUCGUCAAGCGUCGCCACUUCAAAAAGUGAGCGUGCUACUUCGUCAACUUCUUUAUCCCCUAGCACAGCUCAACCUAGCUCUAUUGUUACCUCGACAGGUGGUAUUGGUUCUCAAAGUAGUAUAGGAGGAAUAAGUAUAUCUCCUACUGCAAAAACUACACCAACAGUGAGUUCUUCAGCCAGUGCUACAAACCCAGCAACCUUUAGUUCGACACCAAAAGCAGCAAGUAGUUCUACACCUCUCACCUCUCUGAGCUCAGCUUCAGCUACAAGUGCUUCUUCUGCGAUACCGUCGAGCUUCUCUUCUUCAGGCGUGUUCAGUGUGUUUCCUUCCCUACUAUCGACAGGUUUUUCCUCUCCCGAUCCUACAGAAGCACCUGAUCCUACAGAGGCACCACAUCCCACAGAAGCACCUGAACCUACACAAACUCCAAGUGCCACUCUGUUAGGAGCCCUGAGCCCGCGCAGUUCUGGAAGUACCGGUAAGGCGGUUUCGGCCACUUCGGUGCCUUCUACCACCUUAAGUGGAGCAGCCGCGUCACCAACUCCAACGGCGGAUCCAACAGCUACAAAGACUCCUACUCCUACGAAGUCUCCAACUUCUUCUCCAACGCCAAGUGCCACUCCUAGUCCGUCACCCACAAAGUCUUCUACUCCUGAUCCGACGCCGACGAGUUCUCCCACUCCAACAAAGACUCCUUCUCCAACACCAACAAGGACGCCUAUUCCUUCUCCAACACCUGUACCUACGCCAACUCCGACAAAGUCUCCGACUCCUUCUCCAACAAGAACCCCAGCUCCGGAUCCCGUGACGACAAGAACACCUUCUCCUACUCCAGCAAAGUCUCCAACUCCUACACCAACUCCAGUACCGGUGACGAAAACGCCUUCUCCUACUCCAGCAAAGUCUCCUACUUCUACACCAACUCCAGUAUUGGUGACGAAAACGCCUUCUCCUACUCCAGCAAAGUCUCCUACUUCUACACCAACUCCAGUAUUGGUGACGAAAACGCCUUCUCCAACUCCAACAACAGACUCCUACUUCUACACCAACUCCAGUAUUCAGCGCCUACAACACCGUCACCUUCUCCAACUCCGACUCCAACAAGGUACUCCAACGCCGUCUCCAACACCAUCACCUUCGCCAACUCCAAGUCCGACUCCAAGUCCGAACUCCAAGUCCGACUCCAACGGUACGUGAUAUUCUUGUUUAUUUUUGUGUCUUUACUUAUUGCUUCGUAGGCGACACCAAUACCAACGCAGAUUGUACCAAGUAAGAUUCUGGUUUUUUCUAUUUACCGCUUUAACCUAGCUUCUGUUUUUUUAUAUAGCUCCUGAGCCAGGUCAAUUUGCUGUGAAUGUUGAAGCUGACUUAGCAGGUGUUACUGCGCAAAGUUUUAAUUCUCCACAGAAUAACUCAGCUUUCAGAACAGCUUUGAAUAAGGAUUUGUCGAGUCAGAUAGGAGCUUCUGGUAUUAAUACAACCUUUGCGCGUGCCGGUUCGACACCAUUUGCUAAUCUUUCAAGUCCUAAGGCAGUUAGAAUAUUUUUCCUAGAAGGAAGCAAUUUUUACAAUUAUUGGUUUCGCAGUGUAAAAGGUGUCGCAGAUGCCUCACUAUUGCUGCAAGUUACUGCACCUUCUCAAUCCAUAGCGAAUUCUGUGAAAGCUGCAUUUGACAAUGGAAGUGUUCUUAAUUCAGCCCUUCAAUCUGU
Messenger RNA from Galdieria sulphuraria, 2457 nucleotides. RefSeq lists its product as uncharacterized. The transcript is spliced from 5 exons. The record is from RefSeq and is a predicted model, not a curated record. Lineage: Eukaryota; Rhodophyta; Bangiophyceae; Galdieriales; Galdieriaceae. Bases 53 to 1945 code for a protein of 630 amino acids.